Eurytemora carolleeae is the source of this 655-nucleotide messenger RNA. RefSeq lists its product as uncharacterized. NCBI's taxonomy places the organism in Eukaryota, Metazoa, Arthropoda, Copepoda, Calanoida, Temoridae. The transcript has 4 exons. The record is from RefSeq and is a predicted model, not a curated record. Bases 94 to 579 code for a protein of 161 amino acids.
CAAAGUUUUAUCAAACUGGAAAUUUCUGGUUUGAUUUUUGUAUAUAGCAUCACAAAUGCACUUUCCUUCAUUUAGUACCAAGAAAUCUUCGCAAUGUUUAGAUACAAGUUCGUCCUGGUUUUGGUUUGUUUGGUGUUUGGUCUGGAGGUUAGAGCUGAACCUGAACCAGAAUACUGUGAUUGUGAAAGUGCUGAAGAUGUACUUGAAGGUAGCGGAGAUGAAGGUGUGUGCGGAGAGGAUGGAUUAGAUUAUGCUAAUGAAUGUUCUGCUCUGUGCUCCAAUACAAGCAUAGCUUGUAAUACCACCUGUCCAUGUUAUCAGUUCUUAACCCUAGUGGAUGAGUUAGAGGACUUCUGCAACUGUUCAAGUAUUGAAGGCUCAGCUGAGUGUGGUGAGGAUGGGAACGUGUAUAUCCGGUUUGAGACUGCUUGUGCUGCAACAUGCUCGAACAAAACAACUGACUGCCCGGAGGGAUGCCCCUGCUACUAUUAUUACUAUGAUUAUCCAGACUAUCUAAACACAACAGAUUUAUAUUAUAAUUAUGAAGAUGAAGAAACUGAAGAAACUAGUUCCACUUAAUCGGGAUUUAAGUAAAAUUAUUUUCAUCCAUGACAAAAAAAAAACAUCCGACAAAAAUUUUGUAAAACUAUUAAAA